AUCUGUGGAAAAAAGGAUAGGACAUAACAAUAGCAUCAUCCAGUUUCGGUGUACAUUGAUCCAGGGUGCGUCAUAGGAAACGAACACGAACAUGGCGCCCCUUUAUAUAACAUAAUGUACACGACACAUGGAAUGGCCAAUAUAUUUUUUUGUUUGCUGGAUUACGAAGAAGAUUGUACAAUAAAAUGGAGUGGUAGGGGGGCAAAGGCGCGCUGUCUCCAUCAUAGGGAGGCGCGUCCACCUGCUGAUACAGGGAGUCCGGGCUUGGGAAAAACAUGGUGAGGUCGCACUCGCUGCAUUGAGGAGAAGAUACAGUUUCCAUCUGUCAAAUAAAUAACUGUAAAUGGGAUGAUGACGACGGGAAAAGCGCAGCCCGUGUGAAAAGAGAGGUUGGAUAGUGGCAAAAGUGUAAGGGACAACUAGAACCAAGCUAAAUUGAUGGAUGUUUUUCAAGAACCCAACUUUUCUGUGCUGGCUCCAAACCUGGAACAGAUCAACAAAGAGGAUGAGAAUGAAUCGCACAUCCAGGACAGUAAUCUGCAGCCAGACAGCACCGCCAUCUCACCUACAGCCAAUCAACCAAAAGGAGGCCAUGAGAGUGAGAGGACCUCACUGAACCCAUCCUCACCCCUCAGCCCAACAGAGACCUCUGAGCCCAGCAUCACCACCACUACCACUGAUGACUCCUCUUCUAUCCAUGCCAUCUCCCACACCUCCUCUUGCACAACAAAAGAGGUGAGUCCCUGGGCUCUUCCAGAGGACUGUAGUAACAAAGCAGCUUUCACAAUAAUGGAGGUAGGGAGUGUAUCAGCCCUGUCUGGAGGGGACUGCCUCAUGCCACAAAGCCGCACAUGCCUGGGCUGUUUCAUCGAGACCAAGGACGCUACAGAGCCUGAGCCAGGGCUGGACCUGGGCCGGGACUAUGACCCCUGUCCUGUCUCCUGUCCUGACAUGGCCAUGCAGUGCAUGAGUUCUGGGGAUGGUAUCCGCUACGGGGAUCAGCUGCUCUCAGACCAGCUCCUCAGCUACCCAGAGCACAAGAUCAGGGCAGAGGAGAAGACAGAUGAUGAGAAGUCAGCGGAGGACAGCGACUCGGAGGACGCCACGUCAAAGAGUAUCUACGAAGGCCUGCUCCUGGACAAGUGCAAUGGUGAGGAGGCUCUACUGGCCAAUUCCAGCCAGGACUGGGGCUGCUUUGAGUCCUUUAUCAGCGAAAGUAAGAUCGAGCUGCUGGACCUCUGCUCUAAGAAUGAGCUCUCUGUCAACCUCUUCUCAGAAGAGGACGUAGACAACUACAUGUUUGAUGAUGAGGACGAGGACUCCACCCUGGGCAGUGACGUGUGCUCGCUGAAGAUCCGCUAUGAGUCCUUCCAGGACAACGUCCGAGAAAAGACCAACCCCAUUCAGGAGGAAACCCAGUUCAACUUCUUCCCAAGUGUCGUGGCCAAAAAGGAGGGUGAGGGAACAGUGAAGAAGGGAGCUGAAGGGGCACAGGUGAAGGGGGAGAUAGUUGAAGUCUGGGCGGCUGGAGAAAAGGUUGACAAAAACAACAGCAGCAGCUCUGCUGAGGUGACACCGAAUGUCAGUCCAGAGAGCAGCUACCUGUUUGACUUCAACAAUUCCACAGUGGACUCUGGAGAGUACAGCGAUGACAGCUCCUGUACUGGAUCCUCCCUUGACACCUGCCAGACCAAACAGAAACACUGCUUCCUCUCCAGGGAGAACUCCAGCUCCUCCAGCCAGCUGAGCUAUGGGCUGAGGUCCAAGAGGAAAGUCAGAUACAGCGACGACUAUCUGUACGACGUGGAUUCUAUCGAGAGCGAGAGGAACACAGAGAAAAAAGACAAGCAGACGGUGGGUACAAAAAAAGAGGAGGAUGACGACUGGUGUCCAAAGAAGAGGAGAAAAUCCUCACGAAAAGAGCCUCCGGUGAUAAUCAAAUACAUUAUCAUAAACCGAUUUAAAGGGGAGAAGCACAUGUUAUUAAAGCUUGGCAAAAUUGACACAUCAGAGACAACAGUAAGCUUAAGUAAGGACUUAGUUCAUAAGUACCAGAGAAUGGCUCCUCUGAAAGACUACUGGCAAAAGAGGCGCCAGGAAAUGCAGGAGCAGCGCAUGCUGGCUGCUGGUGAUAAAAACACAUUUCCAAAUGGCUGCAGGCGUUCCCUUAAUUCGAGCCUGACAAAAAGAAAAUACAGGAUUGCAAAUAGAGUCCGGAUUCAAAGAAUUCACGCUGUAAAGCUCUCGCCAAACCUCACCGAUCACAAGCAAGAGGUGGGCGCAGCUGAGGAUGAAGCUGCCUGUACAGAUAUGGAAUCUAUAACAACAACGACCUCUGACUGUGCUGCUAGAUUAGACCAAGGCAGUGUGACAGGAAAAAGCAGAUCGCUAGAGAGGGAGGGGAAAAGACUUGGGAAUAAGACUGUGCAAAUAAGGAAAUUUAAAAGCGAGGCCAGACUGAGGUUGAAAAAAAUGAACGAGGCUCAGCGGGAGGAUGGUAAAACUGUGAUACAGCCACAAGAGGUUGGCCCACUAUCCCCAAAUCAGCACCCUGACAUAGUUUACUCCACUGCAGGCAGCCCCCAGCUUUGUGAUGACUCCACUGUCAGUGUCAACCCCAAUGAAACGUCCCCUUUUACACCAGCCCCCUGCUCCCCUUCCAGUACAAUGACCCAUCCUGUAAAUGUGAAUAGUGGUCUACAUGUCAUCCCUGGAGGCUACCUGCAGACAUUACUAGAGGCCUCUGACUCAUCCAGUAACACUGGGCUGACAUAUUACUCACAGCAGCAUCAGCAGCAUCCCCGACAGCAGUUUCCUCAUGGCCUCUCCCAGGAGGAGAAUCCAUUCACUAACCUACAGCUGGCCCAGAGCUGUGUUCUAUCCCCACCCUCAGAGUCUGAGCUCCAACAAUCUCCCUCUAACUGCUCCAAUCAAAUGGAGCCAAACUUCACUCACACAUCAUGGCAGUCUGAAGGUAAACAUUUAUCAUUUACACCUGAUAUUAAACCUGAACCUUCUGGCUUUUCCAGCACCAUUUCUUUGCCAAUGACAAACAACUUGCCGUUGUCAGGAUAUAGUCAAGUCAAUGUAGAUGGCAACAGACUGCUGUAUGAUAAGGCAUAUUUACCUGAGGAGCCACCAGGACUAGACUCAGGCCUACAAGUCAGCCGGUCAGCUGAAGAGGAACAGGUGCAGUUCCAUAGAGUAACUCUAAACACAGAGAAUGGCAGGCUGGCCAGCUAUGACUCUAUGAGUUCACUGUCUGCCACCUCCAGCAACUACAGCUCUAUGAGUCUCAAGUCCUGUGAAAAGGAGAGUGAAGAGGAUGUGAACGAGAACUUCUUGGCCCACUGCAGUCCCAAACUGGUGAUCCAGCAAAGUACCGAUGAAAUCACUCCCCUCAGGGAGUCUACAGACCUACUGGACAUCUCCAACUUCACCCCCGAUAAGUUCAGGCACUCGCCGUUGUCAGAGAUGUCACCACCCGACACACCAAAUCUCUCCCCACAGGUGAUGGGGACGGAAAUGAGGGAAAGCCUAGGAAAGGCCAGGGAGUUUCAGGGAGAGACAGGAGACAAGACUCUCUCAGCUCCACCUGAUGGGACUAAGUGGGACUGUAAUGUCCUGCCAACACAAAACCAUGAUGGCAGAGCGAUAACCAAUCAUCAGUUCCAGUUCCAUACUUUCAAUGAUAAUGACGGCACAUGUAAGGUUGAUGGCCCCAACGUCUUUGAUGAGCAGCCCGAAUCCAUCGGAGGUCGAAUUAAAGGUCCCAAGUCAAAAAGGAAAACAACCAGUAAACAGAAAACCAAGGCUCCAAGGGCCCCCAAGACAGAGAAGAACAAAGCCCCUAGACAGAAUUCUAGUUCAUCCAAAAAGCUAAAAGCCCUGCUUGAUGCAAAGGCAAAUGCAAAAGGUGAAGAAAGUGAAGGCCUUGCUGGACUGUCAGAAGACUGGCCUUUACUGGAGGAGCAUGGUGGGGGCUGGACAGACGGCAACAACAACAGUCCUGUGGAUGACGACCAGCGAGAGUUUGAAGAGCCCUCCAACAUCCUGUCCAACAUAGCCUCUGGGAUGGCAGAGGUCCAGAGGUUUAUGAAGGUGUCAAUCGAGCCACUGUGGGACCCCAUGUCUGGACUCUGUCAGCCUCCAGAUGCCAACAGCCUUAAAACUAAGACACUUAAAAUCCUGGCGGGAACAACAGCUAAUGUCAGGAAAAAGGGUGGUUAUACCACCUCCCCUGUGGCAGGAAGGGGCAGGAAGGCAACGGGCACGGGAGCCAAAAACCAAGCCAAGUUAAGUCCUUCAAACCCCUUCUUCCCCCCUCUCAUGCUGGACUGCAACAUGUUUAACAAGUCCAGCCUCGGUAUACCUGGCAUCUGUGGGCCCGCACACAAGAAAAUGUACCGUCACAAAACCGGUGCAAAAUUUGCUCGAGACGAAAACAAUACAGGGAAGCGGGACUCGAGCAAGAACGUAGCUCUGAUGGCCUCUUAUGAGAAACUGAGGUAAUAUUUUGUACCGGUGGCUGCAAAAUAUGUCCCACUCACUCUAUUUCCUCCUGCCCCUUGCUCAGUUCCCUGGGUUCCCUUACUGCUCUCCCUUUUUGACUUAAAUCCAAGUGUUGCAUGGCAAAGACAUUAACCUUGACUACCCCACCUGCUUAUUUUACCCUAAAUAGAGCCGAAAUAACUUGCAUGUAAGAUUUGAUUUGUUCCUGAGAAGCUACCUAUUGAGUGAUUGAUUGUCUUCAGCUUGACUGGGUUUUCAAACUACCGUGGCUCCAUUUUGUUUCUGACUGCUGCUUGAUUCACCUUUCUUGGUCUUUAGAUUGUUUUGUUUUUUGUUACUUUAGAUUUGACUUUUGUAUAAUAAGAAAGAUUGCCUUGAAACUGCUUUGAAACUGCUUUGAAAAUAUUUUUUGGUGAUACUUAGUGGUUUGCUUUGUGUUUUUAUUUCUCCAUUUCAGCAGAACAGCUUGCCCCAUCUUAAUAAUGUCAAAAUUCUGUAUGUGGCUCUCCACAAAAUAAAAUCCCAGUUCAAAGGUUGUCCGUCCUUACAUUCAGACAGUGGUUUUCUUCAGUGUAAGAAGAGAGAGUGGAGUGAGUCAUAAGUGAACAGUUACAGUAGGCCUAUCCUAUCAUUACUGAUAUCACCCUGCCAUUCCAGUUGUGGAUGUUUCGCUGGUGUUGGAGAACUGUAUCACUGUUCUGCUGGGAAACAGACUUUUCAGAAUUAAAAAAGGGACUCUUUUUGUAUUAACAAUAAGACAAAUUUAUCAAACUGUCCUAAUUGUAUUAAUAUCUUUAAAUGGUAUUAUUUGUCAUUGGCUUAUUGCCAUGGUUUGGGGAGAGUUGGUGGGAGGGUAAGUGGAGUAAGUACCCAAAAUUGCAAUUUGUUAAUGCUAUUGUACAGAGACAUAUGCACUAUUUGCAGAAUAUGACAAUAAUUAUAAUGUUGAAAAUGGAAUUAAUGUGCCAAACGUUGAUCAAGUACCUGUAUAAACAUUUUCUAUCUGUAUGUAUAUUGGCUGUUUCAUGUUCUUUUUGUUACGGUUGUGCGGUGGGGGUUCUGGACUAUGGUGGCCGGUCGACAUUCCAGAGAUCUUACACUUGGGAUCUAUUCCGUUUGCCAAGCACCUGCAGCUGACAGUGAUACACAUUUGACCAAAAUGCAAAUGACUGUCUUUUCUUUCAUACAUUCUUCUGAAAUGAUUACCAUCUGAACUCAAAAUCAACAGCCAGCAUGGAGAUACAGAGAAGGGGAUUAAAUAUGCUCUAACAGGUUAAUUAAAUCGAGAUCAUCGGACGACAAGGUUCUAUCUGCAUUUUUGUCAAAAUGUAGUUAUUGGCAUAGCCUUGAUCUGUUCAAUGUUCUCUACCUGUAUAGCACUGUAAAUACACCAAUUCAUGUUGUUAACUUCAAAAGAAUAGAAGAUAAACAUUGCAGACACCAUUGAAACCAAUGAGGGUUCGGAAAUUUAAAGCCAAUUAUCUCAGAAUCAUAUUUUUGCAGAUAGAACCUUAUAGUCCCAAGCGCUCAAAAGGUUUGCAUUUGUACUAUACUCAAGAUUAGCACACAGAUUAAUGUAAUCUCAUGCAUUCACCUACCACUGCACCAACAUGGAGCUCUAUAUUAGAUUUCUACAAUUUAUUUCAAUUGACAUAUAUUGAUAUUAUCCAUCAGAGCUCAUUAUUUAUUGUGAAGACCUUUGUCUCUCGCAACCCCCCUUCCCUCCAUCUUCUCCAGGUUGCCAGGCUAGUCAUUUAGAUGUGGGAUCACGACAAGUGUCACCACCAGGUGAUGUGGAGUAGACUGCCUUAUAUCAUCCCUGCCCAUUGUCAAUUGAAUGUACUGUACUUCCUCUCCAACAAGAGUUGUAUAUGAUGUACCACUGUUGAGCUGCCUCGGAAAGGUGCUUGAAAGCAAAUUCAUUUACAGGUAAUUGAAAAAAGGAUGAAGAAAUCCUCUGUGCCCUAUUUAUGAAUGUAUUAGAUACUGUUAUGUUUGAUGUAGCCUAAUUCUGCCAUGAUUUUGACAUUAAUUGAAAUUAUGUUUUGCCUUUUUUUUGUUGAAAAGAAUAUUGAGCUUUAUAAAUAUCGUCAGAGUUGUUGUCAGAGGGAUUCCAGAAGAACUCUUGACGUCCUCGAUGAAUCUUGUAUAUUUUUCAGUGUGCCGAUUUGUAAAAUAUUUUCUAAGUGUAUAUUUUUCUUAGAAAGUGCUGUGAAGUAUUUGUGAGUGUGGAUACUCUUUUUUCACCUUUACAGGCAGUGAAAGGGAUGCAUAAUGACAUGCCUCUGGUUUUAAAAACCAAAAUAACAAACAUGACAACAAAAAAACUCCAAAAAAGAAGAGGGUAAAACACUGGGAAAAAAGUUGUAACAUUUUAUUGGAAGUUUUGUAAUCAGACCAAUCUUGUUGUGGGAGUGUAGUGCUACUGUGUAAAAAGUAUGAUAAAACAAAAAGAAAAACUGAAAUAAAGACAUGUUUGUGAUUUUAUUGCUGUUUUAUAGAUUUUCAUGUAAAUCAUUCUAGUAUUAUUUUGUUUUGUUGUAACUGUUGCAAAGGUUUAAAUAUUUGUGGACAAGCCUGUAUGGUGACAAUGUAAUAUUGGUAACUUGCUGAGUUUUGUAAUAAUGUUUAUGGAAUAAAUAUAAAAUAAAAAUUAGCUUUUGAUUGCUGCUUUCA
This is a messenger RNA of Oncorhynchus gorbuscha (pink salmon), 7188 nucleotides long. RefSeq names its product neurite extension and migration factor-like. The transcript is spliced from 3 exons. Gene Ontology annotation, biological process: negative regulation of cell-cell adhesion mediated by cadherin; negative regulation of cell-matrix adhesion; negative regulation of neuron migration. The record is from RefSeq and is a predicted model, not a curated record. Lineage: Eukaryota; Metazoa; Chordata; Actinopteri; Salmoniformes; Salmonidae. Gene Ontology annotation, cellular component: nucleus. Bases 439 to 4512 code for a protein of 1357 amino acids.